GAGUCGAGACUCGAGCGUCAGUCGGCUGAGAGCGCGCGGCCGUGAACGACGUGCUGUUUGCGCUUUCAUAUUAACGAACUUUCAUAAAUAUUUUUUCUUUCAUUGAAAAGAAAAUAGGUUUAACAUUCGUACAAGUUUCAAGUGUGGUGCUGUGUGUAGCGUGUUUAUUUUGUUUAUCUGGAAAACAAUAGAAUAAUAGGCACGAUGCUGCAACAGAUCUUACGAGAGAUGUGGGUUGAUCCUGAAAUCCUUGCUGAGCUCGACGAGACACAAAAGCAGACGCUCUUCUGCAAGAUGAGAGAGGAACAGGUGCGUCGAUGGCAGGAGUGGGAUAAAAAGGUCGGAAAACAUGAGAAUGAAACACGAAACCAGCAGAAUGGAAAGAAGCAGGUGCAGUUCCUUAAAGGGGAGGACGGAGAGCCCUGGGUUUGGGUGAUGGGUGAGCAUCCAGACGAUAAGUCCAUCGAGACGAUCCUGUGUGAGGAGACGAGAGCUCGGGCGGUCGCGCAGGCGAGGGUGGAGGCUCACCAACUGAGGAAGUCCGUGGAGAAGGAACUCACACAUCUGAUAGACUACAAGCCUCUCGAUAGCUUGGAGCAGAAAUUUGACAUAUCUCCAAAGAACGUGGAUUCGUUGGAAGAUACUUUGGAUCUAUAUUGUUCAGUGGACGAGUUGAGGCAGAGGAUCGAGGAAUUGGAGCCGGAGGUGAAGGAGAAAAGCGACAGUGAGGCUGACAAAGAUUACUGCGAGGAGCAUGGCAAAAUGAACCUUAAGAAGAACACUUUACAGUUCAAUUUCAUUGAAGGGAAGAAGGAUGUUAUACAAGACUCCGGGCGCGCUGGUGACGGCGUGUCCUUGCGUGUGGCGGCCUGGGAGAGGAGGGUGGCCGCGGCCAGGGCCGGGGACAUCCUGCGGGGGCUCCGGGCCAGGAGGGCCCGCACGCUCAGGGAUGCGCAGGCGCAGGCUCAAGGAGGAGACGCGCUGUGGAGGGAACAGGAGCGUAAGGCUAAGGAGGCGGAGGCUGCUAUGAGGGAGAUCGCUCGAGCGGCCCGAGAGGUUCACCGGCGGACAUCUCACCUAGCGCCCGCGUGCGCCCUGCCCGCGAGCAAACCACCUAACAGAGAAGCCGUUCUGGACUGGUUCAAAACCAAGGAACUGCCGAAAGGGGUCGGCCUGGACGAGAACCACAAACCAGUCGACUGGUUUCAUGGUCUCAUCAGUCGCUGCCAGGCGGAGCAGCAGCUGCAGCGCUCGGCGGCGGGCAGCUUCCUGGUACGCGUGUCGGAGCGGGUGUGGGGUUACGCCAUCUCGUACCGCGGGGAGCGCACCAAGCACUACCUGGUGGACACCGCGGACGGGUACAGUCUGCUGGGGGCGGGCCAGCUCCGACACGAAACGCUGGCCGAUCUUAUAAACUACCACAAGAGAGUGCCCAUCACGGAGAGCGGCGGCGAGUUGCUGACGACGCCGUGCGCGCCCUCUGGCGACAGAGAGUCACACUUAAUGUAACGAGUCUGUUACGAGCUAAGGACACGGCUUGCUGCUUACACACUCGUACAUAUGUUAAGGAUUCGUUCUGUACUAUCAAAAGUUAUUCCAACUUUUUGUCAUAUAUUAGUCAGUUUAGUCGUAAGGCCACGCGUCACGCUCGGCUGUCCGUCUGUUGACCGUUUACUUGUUACUGUCUUAGUUAAGGCGCUUCAACGAUCGCGUGUAAUCUGUAACGUUAGACAUUGGUCAAGAUGGUGUCGGCCUUGAUAUAUGGUGCUAUUUUGAAAUUUAAAUUUUAUAAAAUUAUUAGAUCUCGAUAUAUUUUUUUGUAAUAGAUUAUUGUCCUAUAAAAUUACAGUAUUAUUUAAAUAAAAUUAUCUUUAUGGUGUAAUUCGAAGCCCAAACUCGUUUCUAUGCCGGUCGGUGAGCCGCACGCGGGAACGCCAUCUUUGUCGUAUCUUUUUUAGUCAUUAACUGCCAACUAGAUUUAUUUUCUAUCUUUGACUAGUUUAAAAAUAAAUUUAUCAAAAUA
Molecule: messenger RNA, 2023 nt
Organism: Danaus plexippus (monarch butterfly)
Lineage: Eukaryota; Metazoa; Arthropoda; Insecta; Lepidoptera; Nymphalidae
Product: SH2 domain-containing protein 4B-like
Exons: 10
Coding region: 205-1509 (434 amino acids)
Cellular component (GO): cytoplasm
Source: RefSeq, a predicted model, not a curated record